AUGGCUGCUCUCUCUGUAAAAAAACCAGAAAUUGAAGAAGAAAAAGUCUCAAAUGGCGUAACCGUAAUAGAGAAGAAAUUCAAGAAUUUCGACAUACUACCUGAUGUCUCCUCCGAUCACCUUUAUUAUUGGGGUCGGGGAGGCAAAAGGUCGAAUUGUUCCAUCACUCCCACAAGCGUAGCCUACAAGAAGAUCAUGAAAGAAUGGCGGAUACUUGAGAAAGAUCUCCCCGAUUCGAUCUAUGUCCGAGCCUACGAGAAUCAAAUCAACCUACUUCGUGCGGCGAUCGUCGGUCCUGCCGGCACACCUUACCACGACGGACUCUUUUUCUUCGAUAUCUUGUUCCCGUCCGAUUAUCCAUUCAAACCUCCAAUAGUUACUUACCAUUCAUUCGGACUUCGUAUAAACCCUAAUCUCUAUGCAAACGGUUACGUUUGCCUUAGCCUUCUCAGCACUUGGUUCUCCAUAAGGAAGGGCGAGGGUUGGAACCCUAACCAAUCCACCAUUUUCCAGGUUUUGGUCUCGAUUCAAGGAAUGGUUCUGAAUCGAGAUCCAUUCUUCAACGAACCUGGAACUGGAUUCAUACUGAUACCAGGUCAAAACAAACGAUCAAUCACGUACAGUGAGAAUGUGUUCAUACUGUCAUGCAAAACUAUGAUUUACUUGCUUCGGAGACCGCCAAAUGAUUUUGAUGAAUUGGUUAGAUCUCAUUUCCGUGAUCGAGCAUCUCAUAUAUUAGCUGCUUGCAAUGCAUAUAUGAACGGUAAACAAAGAAUCUGUGACUAUCCUGCUUAUAAUGACGAUGGAUCGUCGUCUUCUUCUUCUUCUUCUCGUCCUGUAAAGAAGGAGUCGAGACAAUUCAAAGAGGCGGUGGUAAAGGUUUAUCCUUCGUUGUUGACUGCAUUUACAUACGCUGGAGAUUCAGUGAAAAGCUUUGUGGAUGAGUAUAAGAGAGAGAAUAAAGAGAGAAUGUCUGCGAUUAGGGUUAAGAAAGUGGAUGCAGAGACGAAGAAGAAGAAGAAGAUGAAUAAAGGAUUUUGGAAUAAAAUUAAGGGACUGUUUGGAUUGAAGUAA
Impatiens glandulifera is the source of this 1074-nucleotide messenger RNA. RefSeq names its product putative ubiquitin-conjugating enzyme E2 38. Gene Ontology annotation, molecular function: ubiquitin conjugating enzyme activity. The transcript has 2 exons. The coding region runs from base 1 to 1074 and encodes 357 amino acids. NCBI's taxonomy places the organism in Eukaryota, Viridiplantae, Streptophyta, Magnoliopsida, Ericales, Balsaminaceae. The record is from RefSeq and is a predicted model, not a curated record.